AUGAGCCCUCCUGAGCAGCAAGCGGUUGGCCCUCCGGACGGCAAAGACAUCGAGGCAGACACUCAGCUCAUGAUGGCCUCCGUCGCAGAGCUGACGAAAAACCUUUUGGAUCCGAAAUCCAACCGACUUCACCUCCGUUACAGCAUUCAUGCCUUUUUUCGAAAGUUUAGGCCCAAUUAUGAAAGACAUAAGAUACUGGACGCAUUCGAUCCGAGGGUCAAAGAUUUCGUCAAGGAGCUAUGUGUUGAAGGUGACCGAGUCCAAGAGGAGGGCCGGAUGAGGCGUUUCAAACAAGAGGUUGCCGACCAUUGGAACAUUACUCCCGAGGAUCUAACCUCCAUGUUUGAAGAUAACAAAAGCCGUGUGUUUUUCGAGUAUUUGGCCCGCGUAUCCCGCAGGUACCCUCGUGAGGAAACUGUCAAGGCCCUUGAGGAAGCUCGUAUGAGUCGAAGGUCAGGAAACACUAGCUUGGGCGUUUCCGCAAGAAGACCUUGGGCUCCAGCAGACGUCAACAUGGCCGAGAAGAUGCUGGAAGCGUUGGAAUUAGAACACAAAGGGAAGGUUGGCACCGAGAAAUCGUCUGAUCAACAUGUUCUCGGUUCGCAAAAAGCCAAGCAUCCAAUGUCUCCCUCGAGCCAAGCGCCUCAUCACGAUGGCAAGUCAUCUGACGACGAAGAGGACAUGUCCAGCAGUUUCAACUGGCCUGCGAACUCCCCACGAACACCCAGUCCACAAAAGUUCCAUGCGGGCGUGGACUCAGAAACAGUUGGAACGAUUGCGACAGGGAAUUCAAUGGCGAAGAAUCUGGGAGAGAAUGAAGACCAGCUGGAACAACAAAAUGUGUCUGGUCUCUUUGAUCAACAACACUCAGAUGAGCCCAAGCUGAGCCGAAAGCGAACAAUGAGAAGUCUUUCAGUCCACGGCACGGAUGAUUCGGUCGAAUAUCCGGAAGUAGCUACAAAUCGCAAGCGAAGCAAAAGGAACAGCGAGGGCCCAUCUCAGCACAGACAUACCUCACCGCUGGUUCUGCUUGGUACCCCGAGCCUCAAGUCUGUCAGCUCUUCCGUGGCGGGGCGGAAGAAAUAUGACAAGAAUGGUUCUCCAAAGAACAAGCCCCAGCUACAGGACACAGCACAAGAUGAUGAAGUGCAGGAAGCAGAUGCCCAGCCAUCGAAUCAGCGAUUGCCAGAUGUUGACGACAACUCAAAAUCAAAGGAAAACCACUUGCCACACGCGAUGGCUUUGAAGACUUUGGCAUCUGGACACAAGCUCGACGACGAUGCCAUCAAUACAUGUCUCCACUUGCUUGUCAGAGCGACGCGAAUCAGAGAUUUUCAGAUGAUUCCCAGCCUUUUUGCUGUGCCAGGAGCCCCGCCCCAGAAGUUCAUCAAAACUUCCAUCUCGAAAGCACGUGUGGUCAUUGUGCCUUUACACCUCACCAGAAGUGGCCAUUGGGUUCUCUCCAUUUUCGACACUGAAGACCGACAAGUCGGUAUCAUCGACUCCCUUCCUACUCGCAAUGGCCAUGUCGCGGAGGAGCUCAAUGAACUGUUGUUGUUCAUCCUAGGGGCCUACUUUGGUGAUGAUACAGACUGGGAGAUCAGCCAUUUACCAGGUCCUCUGCAAGCCAACGACAUCGACUGCGGAUUGUUGCUUUUGGUGAAUGCUCUAUACCUCCUCACCGGUCAACCUGCGCCCGAGUCAGUCAAUACUGAGUUCUGGAGACGAAUCUUCAUGGCAUUUGGUGGAUCGUCUGCACAAAAGCAUUUCAUAUUGGACAACGUCAAAAACGAGACCCUGGCAAUCUCAGAUGUCGCACCAGAAAUGCCGUCGCCAGGCACCAGUCUAUUCUCGGAGAGUUACAGAGCGGCUGCCGCAUCAAUGGAGGAGUACCUGAAGCGCAUGAAAAGCCGUGUACGAACUGCGCACCAGCAGAAACUUUCAAUUCUACAAGAACAUCAGAGAGCUGCCAUCGGCGCCUUGAAGGUGAUUGAAAAGCUUUUUCUUAGUCUCACAGAAGCGGAAAGGUCUGCGGAGUCAGGCAACUUGGAUGCUGAGAUCGCGAAAAGACGCGCCGUCCUGCAGGCAAUGCGUGCAGUAUCACCCGAUAACCAUGACCCCGAAGGGUCUUCAUAUCAAAAGCUACAAAGCAGUAUUAUCAAGCAAAUGGAGAGAGAUCGCAUUUGCAUCCAGCGCUCUGUCGAAAGACUAGGUGUCGCCAUGACUUAUGUACGACAAGCCAGCUCAUACAUCUCUCAACAGCUUGAGGGUAUGCAGGAAGCAUCUUCUCUUGACUGA
This is a messenger RNA of Colletotrichum truncatum, 2298 nucleotides long. The record is from RefSeq and is a predicted model, not a curated record. Lineage: Eukaryota; Fungi; Ascomycota; Sordariomycetes; Glomerellales; Glomerellaceae.